Molecule: messenger RNA, 564 nt
Organism: Torulaspora delbrueckii
Lineage: Eukaryota; Fungi; Ascomycota; Saccharomycetes; Saccharomycetales; Saccharomycetaceae
Gene: OCA2
Product: Oca2p
Exons: 1
Coding region: 1-564 (187 amino acids)
Biological process (GO): protein dephosphorylation
Cellular component (GO): cytoplasm
Molecular function (GO): inositol diphosphate tetrakisphosphate diphosphatase activity; phosphatase activity
Source: RefSeq, a predicted model, not a curated record
AUGGGACAACGGGCCAACUACAUACCACCACUUAGUUUCUCUCCCGUGGUUAGCACGGAUGUGUCCCUUUACAGAUCGGGCUACCCUAUGCCCUUAAACUAUGCUUUCAUCAGAGACCAAUUGCACCUAAAGACUAUCAUCUACGUUGGUGAGAAGGAUGAACUUUCGCCUGAAUACGCAGAGUUUCUAGAGCAAGAAAAAAUCCAGUUUCACAGGAUCUACAUGGACUCAUGUCGUGAUCCGGACAUUCAAGAACGUAUGGAUCAAGUACUGCAGUUAGUGCUGGACGUCGAUAACUACCCUAUACUAAUCCAUUCGAACAAGGGCAAGCACCGCGCAGGCGUCGUUGUUGGCAUCAUUCGCAAGUUAUUACAGGGUUGGUCUGUUGCAGGUAUAUAUCAAGAGUAUGGGAUUUUCUCUGGUGGUCUAAAAGGUGAGGUAGAUCUUGAGUUUAUCACUAUGUUCAACACCAAUCUGGUUGUUCCAAGACGGAAAAUGCCCGAUUUUGCAACUUUUCGCCCAGCGGCGUCCGUAGAGCGAGGAAAAGUUGACAGGCUGCACUAA